AUGGGAAUCUCUGUCAGGUCAAUGUCUCGCAUUAUAAAAAGUGACCUUAGGAUGGGUGCAUUUCGAAGAAUUACAGGACAAAGGCUAACCAAUUCCUCCCAAAAAAUUAGAGUGGAUAGAUGCAAAGUGCUCCUUGGAUUCCGCGCCAGCUCACAAGGCCCGGUCAACUCAGCAGUGGCUGCAAAAGAACAUUCCAGAGCCUCAUCUUUGCCUAGGAUUGGCCCUCAGGAAGCGCUGAUCUCAACCCACUAG
This is a messenger RNA of Nezara viridula (southern green stink bug), 252 nucleotides long. The record is from the annotation of a GenBank genome assembly. NCBI's taxonomy places the organism in Eukaryota, Metazoa, Arthropoda, Insecta, Hemiptera, Pentatomidae.